AGCUCCCCCAGGAUAAGGAGAGAGAGAAAGAGAGAUACUCUCCAGUCUCCACCUCCGCAUCCCUUCUCUCUCUCUCUUUCCCUCUGCAACUACAGCAAACGGCAUCAAUGGGUUCUGUGGCGAACCCUAAUCCAUGGGCUCCGUACGACUCCUACAGAGACUGCUCCCAAGGUAUCUGCAACAUCUACUGUCCUCAAUGGUGUUACGUCAUCUUCCCUCCUCCUCCUCCGUCGUUUUUCCUCGACGACGACAGCAACGACUCCUCCUCUGAUUUCUCCCCUCUCCUCAUUGCCCUCAUCGGAGUCCUUGCCAGUGCCUUCAUUCUCGUCAGCUAUUACACUCUUGUCUCCAAGUUCUGCCACCGCCACCGCCAUGGAUCUUCAUCCCGCGAUCGGGAUAUCUCCUCCAACGCUGCUGCCGCCGCCGCCGACGACUUACAGGGGUAUGGCGAUUCGGCGGCGGCGGGGGAUGGCCUCGGCGAGGCUCUGAUUAAAUCGAUUAAGGUUUACAAGUACAAGAAGAGCGAUGGAUUCGUCGAUUGUUCGGAUUGUUCUGUUUGCCUGAGCGAAUUCCAAGAGAAUGAGAGUUUGCGGUUGCUGCCGAAAUGCAACCACGCCUUUCACGUUCCUUGUAUCGACACCUGGUUGAAAUCUCACUCCAACUGCCCUCUCUGCCGCGCCAAUCUCACCACCGGUAACGCCACUACCGCCGCCGCCGGUGUCGCAAUCGCCAACCACCCGACCGCCACGGAAUCCGUCAUCCGCGGCGGAGGAAGUGCCGAGAUCAGCUCUUCUACGAUCAAUCAUCAUCACCACAGUAGCGAUUCUGUGGUGGUUAUCGAAGAUCUGGAAUCCGGAGCUGGGAACGAGCGGAUUGUUAACAGUGAUAACAUCGGAUCGCCGCCGAAACCGCCAGAGAGGGAGCUGCGGGGUGGCGUUGGAACAGGAGUAGACGCAGAAACGCAACCGAUCCGGAGAUCCGUUUCACUCAACUCCGGCGGUGUGGUCUCGAUCGCCGAUAUACUGCGGGAGAUUGAGGAUGAGGAAGACGACGAAGAAUCCGGAGGCAUCGGAACUUCACGGCGGAGAGAGGAGGAGGAAGAAGACGGCGCCGGGAAGGCGGCGAAUCAGAGAAACGGAGUUCCGAAUUUUCUGGUGCGGAGUUCGAUGACGAUGAAGAGAUCCGUUUCUACGGGGAGAUUUACCCUCACGAGGUACGAUCGAUCAAGAAAUUACCGUUUACCCAAUUAAGCGGUAAAGUUAAAAUGGGAAAAAUAUUUUUUCCCAGUGAGAUGUAAAAAUAAAAAAUAAAAAAAAAAGAAGAAAAAUAAUUGGUUCGAUUUCGAUAUAUUCAUUUCCAAUUUCAUAUGAUAGGGUUAUUAUUUUUGUAAAAAAUGUUCAAACGGAUAUCAGUUGCAUGAAGUUCCAGAAAAUAAUUGUGACUAAUCAGAAAUUACGAGAUUUGUGUUA
Tarenaya hassleriana is the source of this 1469-nucleotide messenger RNA. Its product is annotated as RING-H2 finger protein ATL52-like. Gene Ontology annotation, molecular function: transferase activity. Bases 108 to 1250 code for a protein of 380 amino acids. The transcript is spliced from 3 exons. Lineage: Eukaryota; Viridiplantae; Streptophyta; Magnoliopsida; Brassicales; Cleomaceae. The record is from RefSeq and is a predicted model, not a curated record. Gene Ontology annotation, biological process: protein ubiquitination.